CAAAGAACAGAGAAUUAACGGUGUUCCAUCCAAGCGUGUCGAGACCCAGUACGAAAAGCAUUCAAAAUAAAAGCGGCGUUUAAUAUGGGAAGGUGACAGCGUUGUACCAACAGAAAUGACCAAUCGUUAUGUUUUUAGGAACCGUAGACUCAGAUCUAGGGACGAAUAAAGAAGGCAGUAGAAUACUUGAAAUAGAGCAUUUAAUCGUGCUAUUGGCUAGCGCAGUGUCACUCGUCACUUUAUUAUCAUUAUGUGGAUGGUGCAAGACACUUUUGGAGAAGGCAAAAGGAGACAACAUCAAUGCUAGGAAUAACACAAGGCUGAUCCUUGAUCAACCAGCAAUCUCACCAAAGAAUAAAAGAUCUUCGUUAUUAUCAAGCCCACUUUGUUCAUCGUCCGAAGAUAGUCUAUCUAGGAUAUCAUCCCCGGGCAACAAGCGAAGGACAAUCCUUUUUCCAGCUCCCCCUGAAGUUGGAGUAGAUGUGCUAGCAAUACAACCUGACAAGAACUCCCCCCUUGACGUUAUAAUCCCACCUGAACCCGCUUUGCCAGAUCCCACACGCAAGGAGUAUUUAGGUCAGAUAUUUUUCUCGUUGAAAUACGAUGCACAGACUAUGACUUUGGGCGUGAAAAUUAUGAAAGCGACAAAGUUACCGGCAAAAGAUUUCAGCGGUACGAGCGAUCCUUUCGUCAAGAUCUUCUUGAUGCCGGACAAGAAAAAUAAAUUGGAAACGAGAGUCAAAAGAAAGAAUCUCAAUCCAGUUUGGAACGAGUACUUUAUGUUUGAAGGUUUUCCCUACAAUAAAUUAAUGCAAAGGACAUUGUGUUUGCAAGUGUUAGACUACGAUCGUUUCUCCAGAAAUGACCCUAUAGGAAACGUGCAGGUCUCAUUGGAGAAUUUAAAUUUAGGCCCGGAACCAAUAAUAUUGAGUAAGGAGCUCCAACCUUCCUCUAAAACGGAAUAUCUGGGAGAUCUACUGUUAUCAAUGUGCUAUCAUCCAACAGCUGGUAGGAUAAACGUGUUGGUGAUGAAAGCAAGUCAACUGAAGGCAAUGGACAUUACUGGCAAGACAGAUCCCUAUGUGAAGAUUUACUUUAUGCAAGGAGGUCGUCGUUUAGAGAAGAAAAAAACGACGAUAAAAAAACGGAACAGAGACCCGGUAUGGAACGAGUCGUUCAUCUUUAACGUAACAGUGGAGAAGUUACGAGAAACUAGCUUUAAUUUCAUCGUAAUGGACUUUGAUAGAAUCACUCAGAACGAGGCAAUUGGACAGGUGACAUUAAGUUAUAGGUCAACAGGAGCUUCGCUACAUCAUUGGACCGAAAUGAUGAACAACCCGCGUCGCCCGAUUGCACAAUGGCAUAAAAUUCAAGAACGCUGAAACGCGCUAAGUUCUUGCGAGGUCAAAAAAACAAAAAGUCAGAUAUGUAAUUAUGAUAUCAGAAUUGACCAAAGUCGCCUACUUAUUAAAGGUUAUAAGACAAAAUUAAUUAUUUGAAUUUUAAAGUGUUAAUGCUUUUUCUUGUCAAAGUGUUGUUCGAAGUCCAGAAACCCGUGCAAAGCUAUGGAACAUUCACAAAAAUUUAAAAAUUAAAUAUUUUGUUAAAUAUUUCAAUUAGUCUGAUCAUUUUUCCACUUCGUGGUGCAAAAAAAAUCAACCAACGGCACUUAUACAGUAUAUCAAUACAUUACUUUUCGUGUAAGCCUGUACAAUUUUAGUUUCAACAGUAAUUCUUUAAGUGUAUAUAUGAAUUACUACAAAUCCAACUGUUUAAAUUUAAUUAUUAAUUAUUUAAGUUAUUUUUUAACACCAAUAUAACAUUUCAAAAGUUAA
Xenia sp. Carnegie-2017 is the source of this 1835-nucleotide messenger RNA. Its product is annotated as synaptotagmin-7-like. Lineage: Eukaryota; Metazoa; Cnidaria; Anthozoa; Malacalcyonacea; Xeniidae. Bases 129 to 1382 code for a protein of 417 amino acids. The transcript has 4 exons. Gene Ontology annotation, molecular function: calcium-dependent phospholipid binding; clathrin binding; phosphatidylserine binding. Gene Ontology annotation, biological process: calcium-ion regulated exocytosis; regulation of dopamine secretion; vesicle fusion. The record is from RefSeq and is a predicted model, not a curated record. Gene Ontology annotation, cellular component: membrane; synapse; axon.